Mollisia scopiformis is the source of this 2065-nucleotide messenger RNA. Its product is annotated as dihydroxyacid dehydratase. Gene Ontology annotation, biological process: branched-chain amino acid biosynthetic process. The record is from RefSeq and is a predicted model, not a curated record. Bases 237 to 2042 code for a protein of 601 amino acids. Gene Ontology annotation, cellular component: mitochondrion. The transcript is spliced from 2 exons. Gene Ontology annotation, molecular function: dihydroxy-acid dehydratase activity. NCBI's taxonomy places the organism in Eukaryota, Fungi, Ascomycota, Leotiomycetes, Helotiales, Mollisiaceae.
CGUUUAUUUAUUUUUUACCUUCCGAUGGCGGAUGCGGUUCUUGCGAAGCUAAUUAAGUAAGAUCGAACUUUAUGACUGUUUGAAGUGUGAAUCAUCUCAUCCCGUCUCUUGCUUCCACGAACAUCGACGAGAGGGAGUGCAGCUCAGUUGAGGUGAAGCACCGUUUGAAGCUCAAUUGGUGUCAAAGCAUUGAAAUCGCCGAAAGUCAUUGGUUUCAACUGAGCUUCGUCGCAAUUAUGCUGCCCCAAUUGAGAGCUGGUGCAAGUAUGACUUCCAGAACAGCUUCAAAAUACAUUCGCGGCAUUUCAAGCUCUGCAGCUCGAUCGGCCCAGAAUGACGAACCCAAGCUCAACAAGGUCUCUUCGGCCAUUACACAACCCAAGUCCCAAGGAGCUUCCCAAGCUAUGCUCUACGCCACUGGCAUGACUGAGGAAGGAUUGAAUAAGGCACAAGUCGGUAUCUCCUCAGUAUGGUACUCGGGGAAUCCGUGCAAUAUGCACUUGAUGGACCUCAACAAUCGUGUAAAGAAGGGCGUGGAAGAGGCAAACUUGAUCGGAUACCAAUUCAACACCAUUGGAGUCUCGGACGGUAUCUCUAUGGGCACAAAGGGCAUGCGAUAUAGUCUGCAAUCAAGAGAUCUGAUCGCAGAUUCGAUCGAGACGGUGAUGGGCGGUCAAUGGUACGAUGCCAAUAUCUCCAUCCCAGGUUGCGACAAGAACAUGCCUGGUGUAAUGAUGGCCAUUGGACGAGUAAAUCGUCCUUCACUCAUGGUCUACGGAGGAUCUAUCAAGCCUGGAUGUGCUGCCACACAAAACAAUGCCGAUAUCGACAUCGUCUCGGCUUUCCAAGCCUACGGCCAAUUUCUCACAGGUGAAAUCAACGAAGAGCAACGCUUCGAUGUCAUCCGACACGCUUGUCCUGGAGGAGGAGCUUGCGGUGGAAUGUACACUGCCAACACCAUGGCCACCGCCAUCGAAGUAAUGGGCAUGACCCUCCCCGGCUCAUCCUCCAACCCCGCCGAAUCCCAAGCCAAAUACGACGAAUGCCACGCAGCCGGAGCCGCCAUCCGCAACCUACUCGUCCAAGACAUCCGCCCAAAAGACAUCAUGACCCGACAAGCUUUCGAAAAUGCCAUGAUCCUCGUCAACAUCACCGGAGGCUCGACCAACGCCGUCCUGCACCUGAUCGCCAUCGCCGACUCCGUAGGCGUCAAGUUAACCAUCGACGAUUUCCAAUCAGUAUCAGACCGCAUCCCCUUCCUGGCUGAUCUCAAACCCUCCGGCAAAUACGUCAUGCACGACCUCUUCAAGAUCGGCGGCACGCCUUCCCUGCUCAAGUUCCUCCUCAAAGAAGGAAUCAUCGACGGCUCCGGCAUGACCGUCACCGGCAAGACGCUCUCCGAGAACCUGGAAGCAUUCCCCGAUUUCCCCACCGACCAGCAGAUCAUCCGUCCCUUCUCCGACCCGAUCAAGAAAACGGGCCAUAUCCAAAUCCUGCGCGGCUCGCUCGCGCCCGGCGGUUCCGUGGGCAAGAUUACCGGCAAGGAAGGCCUGAGGUUUGAGGGUAUUGCGAAGUGCUACGAUGCGGAAGACGAUAUGGUGGCCGCGCUCGAGAGAGGCGAGAUUAAGAAGGGCGAGAAGACUGUUGUCGUGAUCCGCUACGAGGGCCCUAGAGGCGGACCCGGGAUGCCUGAAAUGCUGAAACCGUCGUCAGCGAUCAUGGGCGCGGGACUUGGUAAAGACGUCGCGCUGAUCACGGACGGACGGUUCAGUGGCGGCAGUCACGGGUUCUUGAUCGGUCAUAUUGUUCCUGAAGCCCAGGAGGGGGGCCCUAUUGGGUUGGUGCGGGAUGGGGAUAAGGUUGUCAUUGAUGCGGAGAAGAGGGUGCUGGAUUUGGUGGUCGAUGAGGGGGAGUUGGUGAGGAGGAGGAAGGAGUUUGUGCCGAAGCCGCUGAAGUAUAAGAAGGGGACGCUGGCGAAGUAUGCGAUGAUGGUGCAGGAUGCGAGUCAUGGGUGCAUUACGGAUGGGGGGAUUGAGGAUUAGAGGGGAAGGGGAAAGGAAAGGGG